CGUGGGAUAAAACCGGCUGGAAAUGACUCUGAUUGGAAAAAACUUCCCAAGCAAUCAAAAGUCAAACGGAGAUUUCUGGUGGUGCUGCCCCCGCCCCUCCCCCCGCCGAGCGGGUACUCGGAGACAGGCAGCUGGAGGCGGGUGCUGCAGCCGAACAGGCCUGCAAGACAUUUGUGUGGGGGGCUUGAGAUCCAAAGGUGACCCCCCCCUCCCCUGCAGCGCCCAGCGCCUGCUUGGGAAGAAGAGAUCUGCCGCCAGGAGCAGCUGCCCGCCUUCCUUCUGAGGGGCGAUCUCCCCCGCCCCCUAACCAGCCAUGCCCCAUAACACCAUCCGAUCAGGCCUCCCCUGGCCUGCCCGGGGCUGGCUUUGUCUCUCGGCAGGGCACGGCGGGUUGAACCAGCUAGGCGGGGCCUUCGUGAACGGCCGCCCGCUGCCGGAAGUGGUCAGGCAGCGCAUUGUGGACCUGGCCCACCAGGGCGUGCGGCCCUGCGACAUCUCCCGCCAGCUGCGAGUCAGCCACGGCUGCGUCAGCAAAAUCCUGGGCAGUAGGUACUACGAGACCGGCAGCAUCCGGCCCGGCGUGAUUGGAGGCUCCAAGCCCAAGGUGGCCACCCCCAAGGUGGUGGAGAAGAUUGGGGACUACAAGCGGCAGAACCCCACCAUGUUCGCGUGGGAGAUCCGUGACCGCCUGCUGGCUGAGGGCGUCUGCGACAAUGACACCGUGCCCAGCGUCAGCUCCAUUAACAGAAUCAUCCGGACCAAAGUCCAGCAGCCAUUCAACCUCCCGAUGGACAACUGCGUGGCCUCCAAAGCUCUGAGCCCUGGGCACAGCCUGAUCCCCAGCUCAGCCGUGACCCCCCCGGAGUCACCCCAGUCGGACUCGCUGGGCUCCACCUACUCCAUCAGCGGACUCCUGGGCAUCGCCCAGGCCAGCAGCGACAACAAGAGGAAGAUGGACGACACAGGUGACCCAGAGAGCUGCCGGCUCAGGAUGGACACCCAGAGCAGCGCCAGCGCCGCCCGCAAGCACCUGCGCUCCGAAGCCUUCGGCCAGCCCCCCCUGGAGCCACUGGAGUGCCCCUUCGAGCGGCAGCACUACCCCGAGGCCUACGCCUCUCCCAGCCAUGCCAAGGGCGAGCAGGGUCUCUACCCGCUGCCCCUGCUGAGCAGUGCACUGGAUGACGGCAAAGCUGCGCUGACCGCCUCCAACACGUCACUCAGCCGCGGCCUGGCCGCCCCCCAGCCAUACGCGGCCGUGACGGACCCGCACUCCCCCUUCCUUGUAAAGCAGGAGACCCCCGAGGCCUCCAGCCCGAGCGCCACCCCUUCCUCUUUAUCUAGCGCCGCCUUUUCGGACCUGCAGCCCGGGCCGCCCUUCAGAGCCUUCCCCCACUGCUCCGUCAUCUACGGCCAGUUCCCCGGCCAGGGCCUCGUCCCAGGGCGCGAGAUGGUCGGCUCCACCCUGCCCGGCUACCCCCCGCACAUCCCCACCGGCGGGCAGGGCAGCUACGCCUCCUCCGCCAUCGCUGGCAUGGUGGCAGCAGGCAGUGACUACUCUGCGAACGCCUACAGCCAUUCCCCCUACUCCACCUACGGUGAGGCCUGGCGCUUCCCCAACUCCAGCCUGCUGAGUUCCCCAUAUUAUUACAGCUCUGCCUCGAGGGCCCCCGCGCCCCCCGCCGCUGCCUACGACCACCUGUAGCUGCCAUGGGAGCCGCAGCACAGGACCCCCGGACGGGCCCGGCGCAGCCAGCCAAAGGCAUUGUUAUUUAUUACCCGGCGAGAGAGCGCAGCCAGCCCCGAUGCCUGCAGGGAAGGGGUGACACGGCCACCCUCGGCACCGGCACAACUGCUUUGUGGGGACAUGGGGCAGAGGCAUCUGGGUGACGCAGCUCCACUGGGGGCAGAACAAUGCGGGGGCCCAGGAUACCCAACAAUGGAUAGCACCUCUGUGCCCAUCCUGCCCCUUGGCCAGAGACCCCCCAGACAAAAGGGGCUGGACAGGGACUUUUGAUUAUCACAUGGCUUCUAGAGACCCAGAUCAGCUCGAUCUAUCUGUCCCCACACCUCUCAGCCGUCUGUCCCCAUAUACCCCUCUAUGGAUCUAUCUGUCACCGAAUGCCCCGUCUGUCUGUCCCCAUACACUCCUCGUCUGUCUGUCUGUCUAUCCCCAUCUAUCUAUCUAUCUAUCUAUCUAUCUAUCUAUCUAUCUCCAUCCACCCCCUCUAUCUAUCUGGCGAUCACUCUCCCCAACAGCCCCAUGACCUGAGGACUGGCUCUGGGACCCUGCUGAGCUGCUCUCCUGUGUUUCUCACCAGCCCCGUCCCCACCACGGGCUUUCUUCUCUCCUCCCCUCUCGCUGGCCAUCCAGCCACGCUGGGCUGGGCGCAGGACUUCGACGCCCGGCUGGGCCCCAUUGGGAUGCAGACCCUGGAAAGCUCUGUUUGCUGAGGCUCACCCUACUGGGCCGGUGUUUGCCAGCGGCUGGGGAGGGGCAGUGCACCCAGGGGCAGCCCAGCUCCCUCCUGCCAGCCUGGCCCCUCCCCCAUGGGCAGUGCCAGCUGCCCCCAUGGCGCUGCAUGACAGGCAUUCCAGCCCCCCUUGGGACCACGCCCGUUGCUCGGUCUCGAUCCCAGUCUCACCUUGCUUGUGUAUAGACUGUACAUCACCCCCUCCCCUGGCGGGGCAUGGGGCAGCCCCCUCAGUUCUCCUCUUUCGCUCUCUCCCCUUUGGAUGCUCCUGCUUUUUAUUAAAGGUUCAAUAAACCCAUUGUCCUGGCGUGCCAGGCAUGCCAGCGUGAGCCAGCA
This is a messenger RNA of Chrysemys picta bellii (western painted turtle), 2807 nucleotides long. RefSeq names its product paired box 8 (gene PAX8). The record is from RefSeq and is a predicted model, not a curated record. Gene Ontology annotation, molecular function: RNA polymerase II cis-regulatory region sequence-specific DNA binding; DNA-binding transcription factor activity, RNA polymerase II-specific. Gene Ontology annotation, biological process: regulation of transcription by RNA polymerase II; anatomical structure development. Lineage: Eukaryota; Metazoa; Chordata; Testudines; Emydidae.